UCAUUCAAGCAGCGCAGCCCAGUGUGUGAGAGAGUGAGUGUAUAUGAGUGUGUUUUGCUGAUAGGCCACUUGGGUUCUGGAGCCUGUGUCCUGCACCGGACCGGACCGAACCCGAGACCGGUCGUGAGAACGAGUCGAAGCCGCAUUUCCAACUCAUGCUUCGGAUAGCUGUGGCCUGUGAGGGGAAGCAGACGUUUGGGCGCCAGAAGCGGUGCAGUCGGCGAGCCGCUAAGACGGAUAUCCAACGCGAGCAGCUGUGAAAAACAAAAAUAAACAAAGUUGAUGGAUUUGGAGCCUGGCCGGAACGAUCUGGGAGCGAUGGGAGAAUCUCUGCAGCCGGCCACGCCGAGCCGCCACGAGAAGAGCCUCGGAUUAUUAACCACCAAGUUUGUCACUCUACUACAGGAGGCGAAGGAUGGAGUGCUGGAUCUCAAAGCCGCUGCUGAUACGCUGGCCGUACGGCAGAAGCGGCGGAUCUACGACAUCACUAAUGUUCUAGAAGGCAUCGGACUGAUAGAGAAGAAAUCAAAGAACAGCAUUCAGUGGAAAGGUGUAGGUCCUGGCUGUAACACACGAGAGAUUGCUGAUAAAUUAAUAGAUCUGAAGCUGGAGUUGGAGGAUCUGGACAGAAGGGAACAUGAGCUGGACCAGCAGAGGGUCUGGGUUCAGCAGAGCAUCAAAAACGUGACCGAUGACUCACAGAACAGUCCUCUGGCCUACGUAACGCAUCAAGACCUCUGCAAUUGCUUUAAAGGUGACACUCUGCUAGCAAUCCGAGCACCGUCAGGUACCCAGCUGGAAGUGCCGAUACCAGAGUCUAUUGGAAAUGGGCCAAAGAAGUACCAGAUCCACUUAAAGAGUUCCUCUGGUCCUAUCGAGGUCCUCCUGGUAAACAAGGACCCCUCCAGUGCCUCACCGGUAGUGUUACCCGUUCCUCCUCCAGAGGACAUGCUUCAGAGCCUCCCUGCCUCUUCUUCUGCUGCCUCUGGUGCCUCCACCACCAAACCAGCAGACAGCAGUACUGCAGGUGCAGCCCCAGCCAGCCAGAGUCCUGCCAACACAACUACUGCCACUGCUGGACCAGCUACAGCAUCCAGUAACAACACCUCCGACACGCCGGCCAAUCAGACAUCCCCUGAGGACAGCCAGCAACUUCAGUCAUCUGCCUCACUGGACAGCAGCUCCUCACUUCCUGAAUCCUCAGCACUUUUUGAACCAAUCAAAACAGACCCUUCAGAAUUACUGGACUUCCCCAAAGAACUUUCAGAAAUGUUUGACCCCACUAAAGAAAUCAUGAGUACAGAUCUGUUGGAAGAGCUCAUGUCAUCAGAAGUUUUCUCCCCUCUCCUCCGCCUCUCUCCUCCUCCGGGCGACCAUGACUACAUCUAUAACCUGGAUGAGACCGAGGGCCUGUGUGACCUUUUUGAUGUUCCCAUUGCCAACCUUUGACCUCCAAACAUCGGAUAAGAGUAGUAUACUUAUAUUAAAAAAACGGAAAAAAAAG
Colossoma macropomum (tambaqui) is the source of this 1504-nucleotide messenger RNA. It is a transcript of the gene e2f4, whose product is annotated as E2F transcription factor 4. NCBI's taxonomy places the organism in Eukaryota, Metazoa, Chordata, Actinopteri, Characiformes, Serrasalmidae. Gene Ontology annotation, molecular function: protein dimerization activity; RNA polymerase II cis-regulatory region sequence-specific DNA binding; DNA-binding transcription factor activity, RNA polymerase II-specific. Gene Ontology annotation, biological process: regulation of transcription by RNA polymerase II. The transcript is spliced from 10 exons. The record is from RefSeq and is a predicted model, not a curated record. The coding region runs from base 283 to 1449 and encodes 388 amino acids. Gene Ontology annotation, cellular component: RNA polymerase II transcription regulator complex.